AUGGGUGGGCAGGUCAUGCAUAUCAACGCCAUGCGCUGUACCUACUCGGUCGAUGCCAGAAUAGGGCGGAUGAUGGCAAAAGAAAGAGGCGCCAGGGCUCUGACGUCUGCUCCCAGCAUGAGGGAGACGACCGGCUCGUCUCCCAGGAACAGGAUCCGCACAGGGGCACUUAUUGGUGGAGGCUUAGAGGCUGGCGGUCGCGCCAACUUCGCUUGGAGUUGGCAGGAUCCAUACAAGAUAGCUCAUGACUUCUCCUUGUCAGCUUUGGGCCAAAAGCAAGCAAUGCCUCUCUGGGCGAUAGAUAGGUGGCUGUAUGUAGUCAUGCAAUUUGUCACGGCCGUGCAAGGCUUCUGA
Molecule: messenger RNA, 354 nt
Organism: Plenodomus lingam JN3
Lineage: Eukaryota; Fungi; Ascomycota; Dothideomycetes; Pleosporales; Leptosphaeriaceae
Source: RefSeq, a predicted model, not a curated record